GUCCCUUUGUGACUUACCCCAGGUACCCAAUCUGACGAUAACUUACGAGAAAUCGACUUGUCACCUAUGGAGAACGAAACAUCAUCUGACUGGUUAUUUUCUAUAGAAACCUAAAUAAUAAGUACAGAAUUCCUCUAGUUUGAUCGUUAAGGCCGCGUAAAACCCAGCUCUCCCCUUGUUACUUGGUAGAGAGACCUUACUGAUCGUCCUGCAGCCAUACACAAACAUUACAUCAUGAUUGAGCUUUCGAACUCUCAUACAAUGGCAUUCCUUGAUUGUAUACCCCGCUUCCUUAUGAUAUAUGAGACCUUUAAAAGACGGUUGCUCUUGGCAAUUCAGGAACGGUCCUAGGUACUAUUCAUUCAUAUAUACCAAAUAGCUCGUUGGCGUUACAUCCCGAAAUAAUCCGAAAUGGUUCACCAACACGGAGAUGAGCAUGAUAUUCCCCAGGAACAUCGCACCCAUAGACAUGGUGCCUGGCUUCCGGCGGACCAUCGUGUACAACACGAAUGGCUGAAGACGCAAAUCGAACAUGUCGACAAAUCCAGCAAAAAGGAGCUAAUUUCUGUUCUCAAGGAGUUCAAGAAACUAAUUGAGGGAAACUCGCGCAUUUAUAUGUAUUUCAAUCAAAUGUGGGAAGAAAUUCCCCUGAAGAAACCGUACUACAAGGACCCGACGGGUACGAAGAAACAGAUUCGGGAUUAUCGUCACAUGUUAGACGUCCUCAACCAUAUCUUCACACAAGCUCCCCAAUGGACCGAUGCUGCUUUUGGAGUUGGCAUGGUCGGCGUCCCUAUGGUGGGAAUCUUCGACUAUGUGAUGGCUACCCCUAGUGGACAUGCCGCCUUCUUAGACCCAGAAGUCAACAAGAUGAUGAAGAAAAUCUUGAACGAAUGGGGCAAAUUCUUAAAGUCUCCGAAAUCCGCCGAAGUCCUCGCAUCACACAAACAAGGCUGGUUCUCCCAGCACGGCGUGAAGGACUUAAUGGAAGUCGCCAACGCACCGCUCGGGACAUCGCAUCGGUUCGAAGACAUGUACAUUUGCGACCCGACAGCUAAACACUACGGCUAUACCUCCUGGGAUGAUUUCUUCACCCGCCAACUCCGCGACAACGCGCGCCCCCUAGCCUCCCCCGACGACGACAACGUAGUCGCCAACGCCUGCGAAUCCAAAGUCUACAACAUAGCGCGCCACGCCAAACUCCGCGACCGAUUCUGGAUCAAAAGCCAACCAUACUCCGUCCUAGACAUGCUAGGCCAAGACCCUCUAGCAGCCCAAUUCGACGGUGCAACCGUGUACCAAGCCUUCCUCUCCGCAUUAUCGUACCACCGCUGGCACUCCCCCGUCUCAGGCCGCAUCGUACGCGCAUUCGUCAAAGACGGUACUUAUUUCAGUGAGCCGUUAUUUGAGGGUCCUGCGGGGGGUUAUGUGGAGGGGGAACGUAGCAUGAAUCGAUCGGGCGAGAUUGAUACGCGUGGGAUUAGUGUUGCGCAGGGGUAUUUAACUGCGUUGGCGACACGGGCGGUUAUUUUCAUUCAAGCGGAUAACCCGGCGUUGGGGUUGAUGGCGUUUGUAGGCGUCGGUAUGGAUGAGGUUAGUACUUGUGAGAUCACAGUUGCGCAGGGACAGGCGGUGCGGAAGGGCGAACAGUUGGGUAUGUUCCAUUUUGGUGGCUCGUCGCAUUGCCUGCUGUUCCGUGCUGGUGUACCGGUUGAUGGAUUCCCGACUCCGGGCCGGGAGGCGAAUGUACCGGUGCGGUCGCAAGUCGCAGUGGUUGGGAGGAGAUAGAUAGGUAGGCUGGCGAAGAGUGGUGAGGUAUGGGUACCUAGGUAGUUGACUGGUUUGUAUAUGCUCAGUAGUAGGGAAAAGGCACAGCGAGCAUCCAAUGUUUUAGGAAUGCUCUUGGGUAAUCUAGAAUGUCCAAUAUUUAAGGGAGGAUAAU
Messenger RNA from Hypoxylon trugodes, 1942 nucleotides. RefSeq names its product Phophatidylserine decarboxylase-domain-containing protein. Gene Ontology annotation, biological process: phosphatidylethanolamine biosynthetic process. The transcript is spliced from 5 exons. Bases 412 to 1788 code for a protein of 458 amino acids. Gene Ontology annotation, molecular function: phosphatidylserine decarboxylase activity. Gene Ontology annotation, cellular component: mitochondrion. NCBI's taxonomy places the organism in Eukaryota, Fungi, Ascomycota, Sordariomycetes, Xylariales, Hypoxylaceae. The record is from RefSeq and is a predicted model, not a curated record.